This is a messenger RNA of Scleropages formosus (Asian bonytongue), 2375 nucleotides long. It is a transcript of the gene pex11b, whose product is annotated as peroxisomal biogenesis factor 11 beta. Bases 203 to 994 code for a protein of 263 amino acids. The record is from RefSeq and is a predicted model, not a curated record. NCBI's taxonomy places the organism in Eukaryota, Metazoa, Chordata, Actinopteri, Osteoglossiformes, Osteoglossidae. The transcript is spliced from 4 exons. Gene Ontology annotation, biological process: peroxisome fission. Gene Ontology annotation, cellular component: peroxisomal membrane.
GUCUGUACCAGGUGACUUAGCGCUGGUACCGCUCAGGUGCACAGGAGCUCGGUGCGUGAUCAUGUGUGUAAAUUCUCUGUAAACUCUUGCCCUGUGUGAAAAUAAAGACGCGCAUUCACCGAACUGUGGAGCUCGUCGAUCUAGAGAGAGGGAAAGCGCGACAGACAGAGCAGAGGCGAGAGCGAGAGCGGUGUGUGGAAGCAUGGAUUCGUGGGUCCGGUUGAGCGCACAGAGCCAGGCCAAGGACCGACUCUUCAGGACCGCGCAGUAUGCCUGCACUUUGCUCGGAUACACCUUAGCCAAGGGCGGGGCCGGCGGUGAACUGCUGGCCAAGGUGAAGCAGCUGGAGGGGCACCUGAGCCUUGGGAGGAAGUUACUGCGCCUGGGGAACUCGACAGACGCUCUGGAGGCAGCGAAGAGGGCGGUGCACCUAUCAGAUGGAGUCCUGCGGCUCUGCAUCACUGUGGCCCACCUCAACCGUGCCAUGUACUUCGCAUGUGACAACGUGCUGUGGGCUGGUAGGACAGGCCUGCUGCCCAAGCUGGAUCAGGACAAGUGGAGCCAGAGGUCCUUCAGGUAUUACCUGUUUGCCCUCAUCCUCAGCCUCACACGGGAUGCCUAUGAGAUUAGUUUACUGAUGGAACGGGAGUCCCGUGCUGGAGGUGGGGCUGGGAAGAUCUCCGGAGGAAGUCUUCCCAGCUCCUUCCAGGAGAAUGGAGAGCUUCUUCCGAACGCCGUGACAACGGAACGCGCGCCCCUGCUUGGCCCUCUCUCCGCACUUGUGCACCGGCGGCUUCUCCUGCUGGUCACUGUUUUGCGCGCUAACCCGCCGCUUACUCUGGACCUGCUUAAGAACCUGUUAGACAUAUUCAUUCCCUUAGAUCGUCUGGGCCUCUAUCGGACCGGACCGGGCUUUGUGGGCGCCUGUGGCCUCACCUCCUCCAUCCUUGGCCUGCUCACCAUGGUCUACCCUUGGCUCAAGCUUAAGCCCUGAUUUUUGCCUGCUUGUCAUUAUGCUUUCAGGUCCUUCUGUUGGUCAGAAGCAGGAGAUGCUGAGAUUUUAUAGUUUAAAACUGGGGUGGUCAGUGAUACCCUAGUAGAGGUUCUGUGUGUUAUAUAUAAUUUCCCAGCACUCGGUUGAUUCAUUAAAGUAAUUUUUAGGAAGGAAAACUGCACCAUGUGAAAAUCGGCUGACCGUAUAGGCCUCUUAGUUCGAUCGUUCAUCCACAGAUGGAAGAGAGAUAGCGCAACAAUUAACUAAUACCUCCCUUUGGUUCUUACAGUUGAAGCGUAAAGACUUCAUGCUGUAGCUUCAGGUGGGUUUUAAGAGGGACAUGCUAAGUUGUAGGGUUUUUCUCUUGAUCAUGGUGAAUCCUCAACAUGUCACACAGCUCUGUCUCUCAAUCAUCCUUUUUCAUAAGCACCACAGACUGGCCUCUGCUGAAAAAGCAGGGCACUUUUAGUGGCCGGAGGCGAUUUGUAAGAGUGCGAUAAAUUAGGCACUGCCCCUUCCCCCAUAAAUAACUAUGCAGUAUUCCUGCAUUAGCAAAGCCCUUAUUCACCAUGGAUUGCGCCACUUGUACGUCUUCCGUUAAUUUCCUAUUGAAUUCCUUUUCAGCUCUUAAACUUCAUGCUCAGAUUCUCAGAAAAUAACCUGCUUUUCUGGAAUUGAUGGCGAGAGAAGAUUAAACGAUCCAUAAAGCGUGGCACAUGAUGUCUCCGUAAAGAAUGCCUUCCUGUAUCCCACAUGAUGUUUCAAGUGCAACUGUAACAUUUUAAGGCUCGCAUUUUCACGGGACUUUCACAAUGCAACUAAUAUGUACUAAUCGGUGAACUGGAAAGUAGCAGCGUCUGUUAACUGUGGCGUUCAUUUACAUACGGGGACGCAAACGUAUGGUCCUUCAAUAAAAGUUUCUGUUAAAGAAACUAAUAACACAUAAUUUUGUACAUUUUGCAUAAUUCCACUGCUUCCAUACACAUUUAAUACAAGUUUGUUUUAUUCUUUAACAGUAUUAGUCGGAAAGCUGGAUUUUAACAUAAAUCUGAGAAUUAUAAUUGAAAAUAAUUAAAAUGACUUGUCAGAUGUGAAAAAGAAUUGUUACACAAUAACCACAGGAAGGUUUGUGCUUAUGUAAGCUUCUUCCAGGUCUCAUCUGGAUACAAAUGGCCAUUUUCGGACCUGUUUGUAUUGUACAUUUCGCGCUGUACGUAUCUAAACGACUGUAAGUGGGCUGUGCGCUCACAAUACGAAAAAAUGUCAAACAAGUUUUAUUUUUCUUAUAUUUUAAAUCGAAAUGCUUUAUUUGCCCGGCAGAAUCAUUUGGAGUAACUUUUGUGUUUCAUGGUUUUGGACACUUAAUAAACAGUUUCAUGUA